GACCGGUUUCGAAACGUCACCCUACCUGUCAAAUCAAACAGAAAUGACGCCGACUCCGUGUCGAGUCGAAGUUUUAAAUUUUAAACAGACAUAGCAACAAAUAUGAGUGAAAAAUUAAAGGAAUUACGCGAGCGCUCUCAAAAGAGAAAAAAACUUUUAGCACAAACUCUUGGUGUUUCGAGUGUGAGUGAGCUGAGGCAGGCUCUAGGGACCUCUAGCGAUGUGCCGGCGAAGAAGCUAGCGGUGUCUGAAGGCGCGGAGGACAAGCCUACCAGUAAGGAACAACCUGAUGGCUUGGUGUACACAGACUCUUCCACUUUUCUUAAGGGCACCCAAUCCUCCAACCCCCACAACGACUACUGCCAACACUUCGUAGACACUGGCCAGCGGCCGCAGAACUUCAUCCGAGACGUGGGGCUCGCAGACCGCUUCGAGGAAUACCCGAAGCUGCGGGAACUCAUCAAGUUGAAAGAUGACUUGAUUGCUCAGACUGCGACGCCGCCUAUGUACUUGAAGUGUGAUUUGAAGACAUUUGACUUAAAGCAGAUGGGCAGCAAAUUUGAUGUGGUACUAGUAGAGCCUCCGCUGGGUGCUGGCUGGCGUUGGCCUGAUGUACUCGCCUUGGACCUGCAGCAGAUCGCUCAGCCGCGGUCCUUCGUGUUCCUCUGGUGCGGGAGCUCGGAAGGACUGGACAUGGGCCGCGAAUGCCUCAAGAAAUGGGGUUUCCGCCGCUGCGAGGACAUCUGCUGGAUAAAAACUAACAUCAACAACCCCGGGCACUCCAAGAACCUGGAACACAACGCUGUGUUCCAACGGACCAAGGAACACUGCCUCAUGGGCAUCAAAGGGACAGUCCGGAGAUCUUCGGAUGGAGACUUUAUCCAUGCUAAUGUGGAUAUUGACCUGAUUAUAUCUGAGGACCCGGAGUUUGGGAGUACGGAGAAGCCUAUUGAGAUAUUUCAUAUUAUGGAGCACUUCUGUUUGGGACGGAGAAGAAUCCACCUAUUCGGUCGCGACUCGACCAUCCGCCCGGGCUGGGUGACGGUGGGCCACGAGCUGACCAACUCCAACUUCAACGCGGAGCUGUACGCGGCCAACUUCGCGGAGGGGCGCGACUCCACGGGCUGCACGGAGCGCAUCGAGGCGCUGCGCCCCAAGAGUCCGCCCAACACCAACAAGGCGAGGCCGAGGGGCCGCGGCGGCUUCCGGGGCCGAGGCCGCGGUCGCGGCGCCUUGUAGCACUCUACAGUACGGGACUACACCGGCGGUCGGAACCUCCCUAGCUGUUUUAUAUGUAAUAUCAAAGAGAAUAUAUGCGAUCAUCAUCAUCAUCAUCCUGUCCUGGCCGGUUUGUGCUGGCUAGUGAGAGCGACGAUCGUGAGCUCUCAGGUGGCUGAGGUGGCCUAUUUUUGCAGUGAAUGUAUAGCUACAAUCACCGCAGGUCAACACCCCUCCGACGAAAUUGUAGUUGAUGACCGCAGGUGGUCGGGCCUUUAACUCGUCACGCUUCGCGCCGUUCCACUCGUUUCUGCUCUUCGAAAGCCUGCACUUUUGUACUCACUGUAUGUCUCCACUUUGGCCGAUCUUGUGCCGAAGUCUGCCAGUGCAAUGGUUCAAUGUCACAUCUCCGCAGAGUGUUACUGUCAUAGUACAUUUUGUGGUCACAGUAAAUUUACUGCCAUCUAUCGACACGCGAUUAAAACUUUAAAAAAAAAUGUAUAUAUGUGCCAUUUUCAACCAAAAGGCUUCUUAUCGUCGGUUGUCAAUAAGGCGCUAUUUCCUUAUAGCUUCAAUUUGAAAUCAACCUUAUCGCCAAGUGACAAUGUGGUACCAUUUGGUUGAAAACGUCACAUAUAUAAAACUAAACUCUCGCGUUUUGUACACAUAAUUAAUGUCUAUACCGGGUCUAACGCGAUUAAAUUUCAUUAUUUUACCUUUUUUCCGACGUUUCAACUAGACUUCCGUGACCACAGCUAGUGCAACCUAGUUGAAACGUCGGAAAAAAGGUAAAAUAAUGAAAAUUUAUCGCGUUUGACCCGGUAAUUACAUUAAUUAUGUAAAUAUAUGGAUAAAUGUUUUGUAUUGUAUUUCUUUAUUGCAGAUAACAAGAUCCAUAUUACAUUAAAAUCACGAGCACAAUUAAAAUAACAAUAAAUAGGUACAUUAAAACAAAUCUUAAAAUUAAAUUAAAUUAAAUUAAAGUUUUAAUAGUUUUAAUAACAAAACUUCCGUGAGACACGGACUUAUUAAAUAUGUUAAUAACGGGUCACUCACGUGUUUUCGAGCGUUUUCGACUUAAAACACAUGAGUGACCCGUUAUUAAUAUAUUUAAUAUAUAUGGAUAAAUGAUUAACUUUUUUUGUACCUAUUUAUUAUUUUUAUAUGAUUUUGACCCAUGUUCUUUCACUGAUGUGAUGUGUUAAAAUUGUUAAAUACCAACCGAAAUCGUCAACGCCAUCUAGCCGAGAAUAGGCCAAAGGUUGGUAUUAGUGGUAGCGCCAUCUGUGCGAAAAUCAUCUUAUACGGAGUUACAUGGUAGGUCUUUGGUAAUAUGGACAAACGACAAUGUCUGAUAAAGUCACGCAUAUUAACAAAGUGCGGUCCGCUUUAACUUUGUUAACUACGAUGUGGCCCUUGGCUACUAAAACAUUUAAACUUUCACGAUUUCUACACAUUAUUAAAUUGUGAAACUGGACUUAAUCGCGUAUUUAAGUUUUAAGAUUUACCUCCGACGUUUCGAGGUCGGCGUAGAACACACUUAGCUUAUUAAAUAAGCGUGCGAAACUUUUUUAGCCUUAACUACACAUCUCAUAACUUGUUUUAACUUAUUCUAUGGUGUUUUGUCGGUGACCCCUUUUUAUUUGGAGAUGACUUCUAAGAUAAUAAUCAAAUAGGGUAUUCUCCUACUAGUCAAAUCAGUUUCUUUUUUCCCAGGUAGCAAAAUGACGUCAUUUUGCUACCUGGGUUAGAACUCAAAACGAUUUACUAAAUAUGGAAUUUAUAUGAAACAUGACGUCACGGUCAACUCGCAUACUUUUUAUACUUCAGUCCGAUUGAUUAAAUCAGGGGUCGGCAACCUUUUAGCAGCCAAGGGCCACAUAGUAGUUAACGAAAUUGACGCGGGCCGCACUUUGUUAAUAUUUAUGACUGUAUCAGGUAUUGUCGUUUGUCAAAAUUAUAUACAAAAUAGCCAAGGAGGCUCGCGGGCCGCCUGUUGCCGACCCCUGGAUUAAAUAGAAAUUGUGUAUAAAAAUAACUGCUUUAUUUCAUGCAUGUGUGAAAUAUUUUAUUUUAAAUACAGUGUUAGCAGCAAUUAAAUUUUUUGAAGAAUGGUCAUGUUAAUACGCCAUUUAAUGAAUACAGUUUUCACGGCACGAUUUUCCUUUAAAUUUUAACUAUGUAGCAAACUUGCAAUACUUUCGUCCAAACGGUUUAUAUUUUUAUGUUUGAAUUUAUUUUUUAUGUAAAAAUGCAUGCACAUUUAAAUUAAGUUUAUUUUAAUUGAUGAACUGUAUAAGGCGCAUCUCACACGGUCUGAAACCGGAAUCCCGGUUACGGAAUAAAUUCAGAUUUUGUCUAUGGUUCGUUAAUAUUUUGUAUAGUGACACCAUAAAUGCCGAAACACACUCAACUUGUCAGUAGAAAAGGCGCGAAAUUCUAAUUAUCUAUGAGAGAUCACCCCUUUGCGCCUACAUUUUUUAGUGUGCCGCCUUUUUCUUCUGACAAAGUGGCUGUGCCGGUAUAGUUUGGCAAGCCAUUUUCGUCAGUAGCAAAAAGGCGGCCAAUUUAAAAGAAUGUAGGCGUAAGGGGUAUCCUCCCAUAGAAUAUUUGAAUUUCGCGCCUUUUUCUAUUGACAAAGUGGGUUUUUCAGAGAAGAGGUGAUUUUAUUCAGUUGGACACUACUUUUUUUUUAAUUUGGGUUAUUUCUACUCAGUUCCGGCCGCAUUUCUGACAACGGCCAAAAUUCCUGACGUCUAGUAACCCUAACUCAGAAUGAAUCUGAUCCUAAUAGAAGAAAAGUGCCCCAAAAUUUUAAGAUGGUAGUCAAUAGUAUUAUAUCCAGACUCCAGAUAAUGUUACCGAGUUUGUUUUUAUAAUUGGUCAAACCAAAUUGUCAGUCAGUAACAACGAGGAAAAUUAUACUCAUCCCUUUCUUUUGAGAGGAAUGAGACAGUCCUUUGACAGACUAUAAAUUCAGACCGCGAGGGAUGCGCCUUAGGCCCCGUGCCCACGUGCGCAGUAGCUCAGGUGUGUACGCAGAAUACUGUAUGGUUGUUUUAGACGGCAUAAGAAAUAGUGACAUGUGAAUGAAUUCAGUAUU
This is a messenger RNA of Cydia strobilella, 4321 nucleotides long. RefSeq names its product N6-adenosine-methyltransferase non-catalytic subunit (gene Mettl14). The record is from RefSeq and is a predicted model, not a curated record. Bases 103 to 1239 code for a protein of 378 amino acids. Gene Ontology annotation, molecular function: mRNA binding. Gene Ontology annotation, cellular component: RNA N6-methyladenosine methyltransferase complex; nucleus. Lineage: Eukaryota; Metazoa; Arthropoda; Insecta; Lepidoptera; Tortricidae. The transcript has 6 exons.